CAAGCGAUUCACAUCAACAAACGAGAAAUCAGAGUGAAAUUUGCAGAAUAAUUGAUUUAAACGCAGAAAUAUACAUAAUCUCGAUGUGAAAACAGGUUCAGAUAUCAUCGCGAAAUCAGGAAUUAUUAGAGUUAAGGUCUUAGAAGGGCUAAAAAAAUGGUAAACUACCUGAAAUUCGGUUCCAUUGUUCAGCUCGUAAUUAUCAUUCAACAAAUUCACGAAGGCGUUCAUGCAUAUGGCUAUUCGAUUGAACUGGGUCUCAAUACGCCGCUCGUGGUGAAUAAUUAUCUCCGAUUGACGGGAACUCUUAUGCGAAAUGGCAAAAUUGCCGAAAAGGAUGAUGCGAGACGGAUUCACAUCUUCUUGGAUGAUCGAGAAGUGCAAGCCUUUGAUUCUGCUGAAUCGCAGUUUUCUUUGAGUCUUGAAGCGGGUAAAGCUCCUUUGCGGAUCGGAGCUCAUAGUUUGCGGGUCGUAUGGAAACAAUUUACGAUCGGAAGAAUGUUUGAAAUCACGCUGGCAGCCACAAAUACGGUAGUUAAUGUAACAGAACUCUUUACGGGAAGCAUGGUUAUUCAGCAGGAAGGACUUACGAGAGAUACGAAAUUUGUAUCUGUCGAACAACCGGUGACGCACAUGAUAAAUAUCUCCGAUACGGACAUGGCUGUAUUGAAAAACGCCUCUUACUACGAAGUUUAUUGGUUUUUGAACUGUAAAUAUAUCGGAAUGACCAACACGUUGAGUCUAACGAUGAUGUAUGAAGGCGAUGAUGAGAGUUUUGAGAUGCAGGCGCUCAUUGUUUCAUCGCCAGAUCCUUUACCUGAGCCAACAACUACUACAACAACAACUACGACGACGACAACGACUACAACUACAACUACGACAACAACUCCUUCAACUACGACAACUUCUUCUACGACUACAACUACAACUCCGAAGCCGACAACUACGACGACGCCUGUAACUACUUCAACAACUCAUAAAAUAGCAAAAAGAGACAUUGAAGUAGAUCCCAAAGCAGCGCUCGAGCAACAAACGGAGGUCAAAAAUAUCUUAAACAUCACCGGAACUCACAAAAUGCACGGAUUAAUCGUUUCUCAACUGCAUGAUGUUCAAUUAGACGAGGAUUUGCCUUAUGUGUGCAUGAAUAAGAGCAAUAUAGCACCCGAUCCGAAAAAAACUUAUGGACUUUUUUCGCGAACAAUUCUGCCAAGACAUCCAAUUCACAACGUCACAAUAACCGGUAACAAUUGGAUAAAGCACGGCGAAAUGCUUAAUUUGAAUUUCAAGUGUGCCGGAAAACCGUCUCCCGGCUUCUUCGAAUGCAUCAACUUGUACGACGGCAUUCACAAUGUCACGGAUAACGAAACGUGCAAAGGAGCGCCCUCAAAAACGGAUCAAUGUGAUGUCUCGUUCCAGCAUUAUUACGGAGAUCAGGAGAAACAUACCGUCGUUGUGAUCAUUUGGAAUGACGUUUCGCGUCAAGUUGCCAGAACUGUCGUUAAUAUCUACAAAGUAACAUCACAUUCCCCAUUAUCCGUCAUCGUCGUUCCCAUUUCCUUCGUCUUGCUUGCUGUGAUUCUGGUCAUCUUCGGUAUCGCUUACUACAUCCAAAACCGUAAUCGUUACCUCGUGGAGGUAGCUGACUUCAAUUUUGGCGACACACAAUCGAUUGAUAUGGAGUACAAGACAUUCCGUCAAAGACUGUUGGAGAGCAUGAUCGAUACUUUUAGUAAUUUACGGCCCACACGACGUCACGACAUCGAUGAGUCAGGACAUGAUGAUCCAGAUUCGUCGCUGAGGUAUGGCUCGAUGACAUAAAGGAACCCAAAAACACAAAAAAAAAUAACACGGGGAGAUUUUUGGUCCAUUUUUUUUGUUGGGAAAGACUGUGAUUUGAUCGAUUCUCUAAAAAAAACAAAAUUAUUUUGAUUUUAUUACAUUAAGAAACUGAUUUUUCGUAAGACUUAGGGCAAAAUUUAGUAAUUUCACGAUUAUGAGAUGAACAGGAAGCCAAAACAAACAUUAAAUUAUUAUUAUUAUGUAUUUCAUAUAGAACCAUAUCAAGAAAAUAAUCAAAACACUAACAUUCAAUAGUCAUUACAUACAAAUUUUUAGAUUCAAAAUGUAUGUAGAUAUGAAAAGUUUAAAAAAAUUGUUGAAAAUUUUCUCAGAUACAAACUAAAAAUAUAUUGUAUGAUACAAGAUACAUUUACUAAAUAU
Culicoides brevitarsis is the source of this 2220-nucleotide messenger RNA. RefSeq lists its product as uncharacterized. The coding region runs from base 157 to 1818 and encodes 553 amino acids. Gene Ontology annotation, cellular component: plasma membrane. The transcript is spliced from 7 exons. Lineage: Eukaryota; Metazoa; Arthropoda; Insecta; Diptera; Ceratopogonidae. The record is from RefSeq and is a predicted model, not a curated record.